GGGCUUUGGAAGGCAGCGAAGCGGGAGACUGUCCGCGGUGGAGCGGUAGGGGUCGAACCGCGGAGGCGCGGGGACUCGGGACUGUCUCAGGAGCACCGACCAGCACCAGCUGCCGAGACCUCGUGCCGCUGAGGCCAGUUCUUUUUUAGCCAUUCCUCCUGCUUUGCCAUGGGAAUUCAAGGCCUUGCAAAACUAAUUGCCGACGUGGCCCCGAACGCCAUCCGGGAGAAUGACAUCAAAAGCUACUUUGGCCGAAAGGUGGCCAUCGAUGCCUCCAUGAGCAUUUACCAGUUCCUGAUCGCCGUGCGCCAAGGGGGGGAUGUGCUGCAGAACGAGGAGGGGGAGACCACCAGCCACCUGAUGGGCAUGUUCUACCGCACCAUCCGCAUGAUGGAGAAUGGCAUCAAGCCCGUGUACGUCUUCGAUGGCAAACCACCACAGCUGAAGUCAGGUGAGCUGGCCAAACGCAGUGAGCGGCGGGCUGAGGCUGAGAAGCAGCUGCAGCAGGCUCAGUCGGCUGGGGCUGAGGAAGAGGUUGAAAAGUUCACAAAGCGGCUGGUGAAGGUCACCAAGCAACACAACGACGAGUGCAAACACCUGCUGAGCCUCAUGGGCAUCCCAUACCUCGAGGCACCCAGUGAGGCAGAGGCCAGCUGCGCUGCCCUGGUGAAGGCUGGCAAAGUCUACGCUGCGGCCACCGAGGAUAUGGACUGCCUCACUUUUGGCAGCCCUGUGCUGAUGCGACACCUGACUGCCAGUGAGGCCAAGAAGCUGCCCAUCCAGGAAUUCCACCUGAGCCGGGUCCUGCAGGAGCUGGGUCUGAACCAGGAGCAGUUUGUGGAUCUCUGUAUCCUGCUGGGUAGUGACUACUGUGAGAGUAUCCGAGGCAUUGGGCCCAAACGGGCUGUGGACCUCAUCCGGAAGCACAAGAGCAUUGAGGAGAUCGUGCGGCAGCUGGACCCCAACAAGUACCCUGUGCCAGAAAACUGGCUCCACAAGGAGGCCCAGCAGCUCUUCUUGGAGCCCGAGGUGCUGGACCCAGAGUCGGUGGAGCUGAAGUGGAGCGAGCCAAAUGAAGAAGAGUUGGUCAAGUUCAUGUGUGGGGAAAAGCAGUUCUCUGAGGAGCGAAUCCGCAGUGGGGUCAAGAGGCUGAGCAAGAGCCGCCAAGGCAGCACCCAGGGCCGCCUGGAUGACUUCUUCAAGGUGACGGGCUCACUGUCUUCAGCUAAGCGCAAGGAGCCAGAACCCAAGGGGUCUGCUAAGAAGAAAGCAAAGACUGGGGGAGCAGGGAAGUUCAAGAGGGGAAAAUAAACAUGUUCCCCUUCUCUGUCCCUCUUGACCCCAGAAUAUCUGCUUUGCACCCUCAAGAGCUAGAGCCCCUUCCUCAUGUGGGGAGGAGAGUCCACUGCUUUUCAGUACCGCCUUCUCUACAGAGCUUUUCCCUCCUUGAUCAGAUGGCAGGAAAGUCACAGCUUUUUUUUUUUAAGCUCAGGAAAGUAUGCCAGGCUCAAACCGUUGCUCAGGCAGGUUAAUGGACACUGGAUCCGUUGUGACGUAAGAUUGAUAAGUUUUAAAGGAAGACAGGUGGAGAAUGAGGCCAGCUGGUGGAUGGGAGGUGACUGCAGAAUGUGACUGUUCUAAUUUUACCGUGCCCUGAAAGAUAGCUCCCAGUCCAGGCUUAGCACAUGAUUGAGUUCCGAAGAGAAGAGGCAGGCAGAGCAGGCGUCUGGUGGGAGUAAGACUGGGAUCAUGUGCAGAAGCUGGAACUUGUGCAGUGAGUGACUACUUCAGAGUAUGACGGCAAGUCUGGGUUUGGGAGUUUAAGAUGUGAAGAGAAAAGAAUCGAUAAAAUUAUAAAAAUGACCAGAAUUUUGUGUUCUUUGAAGACAUUUGAAAAGACCCUUUGUGCUUUUGGGGUCCAGCUAGAUGCCGUCUGUUCCCUGUAAGGUUGGAUAACAGGUUGGGAUUGCCCUCUUUAACAGGUGGUUUGUUUGAGAGUGACCACAAGGUGGCACCAUACCCUGCAUAAUGGCCAGAGCAGCUGUGGCUCUGAGGCCUAGUUUAUUGUACUGUGAGGAGUUUGAAUAGUGUGUGCUGCCUAGUCUACCCACCUGAAGGGAUUCCUUUGAAACAAUCUUGUAAUUUAGAUCAGCUAUCCGAAUGUCUAGGCAUUUUGUUUCAUCACUUGAUGAACUGCCAUUCUGAAACCUUGUUCUAUUGUGAUGGCAAGUUCAGGUUCUCAGAGAUGUAUGUUUGAAAGUUUCAUAGUGCUAAUAAAGCUUGGUGGGGAGUUGGCAUA
Messenger RNA from Nannospalax galili (Upper Galilee mountains blind mole rat), 2299 nucleotides. It is a transcript of the gene Fen1, whose product is annotated as flap structure-specific endonuclease 1. Lineage: Eukaryota; Metazoa; Chordata; Mammalia; Rodentia; Spalacidae. Gene Ontology annotation, molecular function: DNA binding; 5'-flap endonuclease activity; manganese ion binding. Gene Ontology annotation, cellular component: nucleus. Bases 169 to 1311 code for a protein of 380 amino acids. The record is from RefSeq and is a predicted model, not a curated record. The transcript has 2 exons.